Magnolia sinica is the source of this 756-nucleotide messenger RNA. RefSeq names its product oleosin-B6-like. The coding region runs from base 1 to 756 and encodes 251 amino acids. The record is from RefSeq and is a predicted model, not a curated record. Lineage: Eukaryota; Viridiplantae; Streptophyta; Magnoliopsida; Magnoliales; Magnoliaceae. The transcript is spliced from 3 exons.
AUGGCAAAAGGAAGAAAGAGUGCUCUGACCACCAUUACUGCAACUGCCGAUAUGCCAGCAGAACAGUCCGCAGACCAAGGAGAUCCGCCUUCUCAACUCCAGGCUAAUCCUGCCCCCGCAGGCCGUGCGCAGCGACCCUCUAACCGCAAAGCAGCAGAAAAACCAGCGGUGUACUCCACAUACAGCCUUCUGCUUUUCUCUCCCAGCCGUGCACAGCAGCAGCAGCCCUCCCUGUUUCCACGUCUCCUUCACGUUUCUCCUGGCCUCCUUGGCCUAGCUCGUUCCUUCCGUCUUCUUAUACAGGACUGUCGUCCGGGAGUCCUACCCGGAAUAGGGUGUGAAGACACUCCUCUUUACGCAGCCAGGCGCGGCAGCAGCACGAAGAUGCAUGGACGUGACGCCCAUGGUCGUGGCACCCGUGGUCGUGCCGACCGUGGUCAUGGUGCCCGUGGACGAGGCACCCUAGUUACCCCUCCUACUCAAGCACAUCCUGCUCCCCUUGUUGAGGAUCUGAUUCCUGAGGUCCCGAUCCGACCUGCUCCCCCAGUUGAGCCCGUAGCACCCAUACCUUCAGUUACUCCAGUUCCCCCACCUCUUCCCCCUCCUCUGUCUGUUGUUCCGGUUUCGGAGUCUCCUGCUCCGCCGGCCGCACCCGUGCCUCUGCCCGAGGCGAGUGCCGCCCCUGCUUUUCCGACAGUACCCAUAGGAGCCGAGCACUUCCAGCAGCUGAUGCAGCUUAUUGCCACAGCAUUGUAG